Dibothriocephalus latus is the source of this 996-nucleotide messenger RNA. The record is from the annotation of a GenBank genome assembly. NCBI's taxonomy places the organism in Eukaryota, Metazoa, Platyhelminthes, Cestoda, Diphyllobothriidea, Diphyllobothriidae.
AUGAUCUGUGGUUCGAACGCCACUGUUGAUGGAUUACAUACACAAAUAAUUAAUGUGGGUGAUACUCAUACCACAAAAUGCAACAGUCAUAGUGAAAGCAUGAAGGAGACUCUUUCACUGUCAGCGGUCAGUCAACUCAAUAACUCACAUAGCGUCCUGGAUGGCCGUUCCCUGAGUUUCGCGCCAGACGAAAUAGAAACUUCAAGGGUCAAUCUUAUACCUAGUGAAAGUUGCAGUGUUAUAAUGAAGCACUCGGGAGAAAAAUUAAACUCUUCAGAAAGUACCGAACUAUUGAAACGCCUAGACAGAGUAGUAAAAAGACUUGAAAAGUUUGUUUCGUUGGAUCCAACGGCUGACGAUGACUAUGGGAUCACGCUUUUCCAAAAUAUAAUUUCGGAUCAGCUCUCUGAAUAUGUAAAGGUUAGCGGCGAAAUCGGGGAUCUGGUAACCGAACAGGGAAAUCUCGUUCGAGAUGCCUUUAUGCUCACGGAAAAGCUUAUGAAAAUGGCCCGAAAUUACUCGAAACCCCCACCUGGGGAUCUGGCAAAAAUUAUGCAACCACUUUCAUAUAAACUGUUUGAAAUUAAUGAACUAUCUUGCCAAAAUCGCUCGCAUCCUCUCUAUCGUCAGCUAGUUACGGUUUCUGACUCUGCCUCUAUAUUGGCAUGGGUCAGCAUGCCAAGCGCAAAGGUUUUCGUUCGAGACGUGGAAAAUGCUGCACUGGUCUCGGCGAACACGUCAAUCCAGCAGUAUCGUUCCAGCAACCCUCUAUACGUCAGUUGGAUCCGGUCGUGGUUACGGUGUGUUACUGCGGUGCGGAAUCUAGUUGAAACCUACUACGCUGUUGGCCUAGUCUGGCGUCCGCCUGGAGGCCCCAAACCAUCCAUUCCAGCUUGGACUCCCCCGACCUCCACUACGUCACCUCCCGUUCAUGAACCCCAAAACCCAAUUACACCCAUGUGUUUUGUCACCAAGGAGCGUACCGCCAGUCACUGA